Messenger RNA from Durio zibethinus, 1366 nucleotides. Its product is annotated as phenylcoumaran benzylic ether reductase Betv6-like. Lineage: Eukaryota; Viridiplantae; Streptophyta; Magnoliopsida; Malvales; Malvaceae. Gene Ontology annotation, molecular function: oxidoreductase activity. The record is from RefSeq and is a predicted model, not a curated record.
CCAAGAAUUUUCACAUGACAGAGACAGACCGACAAUUUUCUACCGUUGAUGAAAGCAAUUUGUACUGCACGAUUAGUCAAAAAGCUUAAAAUCAUAUCAUAGUUAUCCAAAAUAGGCACUUCAUUUCCCACCAAUCAGGAUGAUCCUCAGGAGUACUUCACAUACCACAUCUCAUCCAUAAAUAGUGCUUCCAUUUGGUUCACACUCCAUCACAAGAACAUAAUCCAAAACCUCUUUACCAACUAGUACGUCUCAUUUGGCUCUCAUUUCUGUGGCUGAAGAAUUAUUCAAUGGCUGGAAAGAGCAAGGUUUUGAUCAUUGGAGGCACUGGAUACAUCGGAAAGUUCAUUGUCGAAGCCAGUGCAAAAGAGGGUCAUCCCACUUUUGCUUUAGUUAGAGAGAGUACGGUUUCUGAUCCUGUUAAGGGAAAGGUUAUUGAGAACUUCAGGAACUUAGGGGUCCAAUUGUUGUGCGGGGAUCUUUACGAUCAUGAGAGUUUGGUUAAGGCAAUAAAGCAAGUUGAUGUGGUGAUAUCCACCGUUGGUGGCAUGCAGUUAGCAGAUCAAGUUAAGAUCAUUGCUGCCAUUAAAGAAGCUGGGAAUGUGAAGAGAUUUUUUCCAUCGGAAUUUGGAAAUGACCCCGACCGGGCUCAUGCCGUUGAGCCAGGGAAAACAGUAUUCACAAUCAAGGCUCAAAUCCGCCGUACUAUCGAGGCUGAAGGAAUCCCUUACACUUACGUGUCCUCUAACUGCUUUGCGGGGUAUUUUAUUCCUAACUUGGCACAGCAAGGAGCCACUGCUCCCCCAAGAGACAAGGUUGUUAUCCUAGGCGAUGGAAAUACUAAAGCUGUUUUCAACGAUGAAGGUGAUAUUGGCACCUACACCAUCAAAGCUGUUGAUGACCCCAGAACAUUGAACAAAAGCCUGUACAUCAGGCCUCCUAAAAACACCUAUACGUUUAACGAGGUUGUUGCCCUGUGGGAGAAACUGAUUGGCAAAACCCUUGAGAAAACAUAUGUUCCAGAGGACCAACUUCUCAAACAGAUCCAAGAGUCUCCCAUUCCAAUCAAUGUGAUAUUGGCAAUCAGUCAUUCAAUCUUUGUGAAAGGUGAUCACACCAACUUUGAGAUUAAGCCGUCAUUUGGAGUCGAGGCUUCCGAGCUAUACCCUGACGUGAAAUAUACCACUGUGGAAGAACAACUCCGCCGUUUUGUUUGAGAAAAAAAUUGAAUCAUAGCUCUUUGUUAAAACUACUACUAGUAAUAAUGAAGGCUGUACCAUCGCCCCCCAAUUUUUUUUUAACGUCAUUGUAGCAGAAUACUUCAUUUCACCAAAAAUAAUACUUGAUCCCCUUUUUUCUAGUAAAA